Molecule: messenger RNA, 981 nt
Organism: Prunus mume (Japanese apricot)
Lineage: Eukaryota; Viridiplantae; Streptophyta; Magnoliopsida; Rosales; Rosaceae
Source: RefSeq, a predicted model, not a curated record
AUGGGUUCUCUUGCAUAUGGUGGGAUGACCAUCGGUAUCAAGGAGGAACUGAGGGUGGACAUGGUUCUGUGCCAUCAAGGAGUAGCCUAUUAUAUCAUAGGUUUGAAGGAUAAGGAAAGGGUAAAGGAGCUUCAACAUAUGAACGAUGUAGCAUUGAGAAUGAUCGGCGGUUGUCUCAAGCCAAAGAUCUUCAAGGAGAAUGAGAUGGUGAUAGAAGCGGGACAGCCACUUAACGUGAUGCUCAUUAUUAUAGCAGGCUCUAUGCUGGCAUACAAGCCAAUUAGGGUUACUACAGAGGUGAGUCCCUCAACCUCAUUUGAAACUCUUGACAAAGGUAUGUUUGUUGGAGAACAACUUCUGGAUUGGGCAGGGAAAACCAAAACUUUCGAUGACCAACCUGUUUCUUUCAAAACUAUCCGAUGCUCCAAAAAAGUAGAAGCCUUUGCUCUCACAGUUGAUGACUUGAAAACUUUAGUGCUCUCCGGACACAUUUUCCCGAUGAAGUCAAAAGUUGGCAUUUUCAAAAUUGCUGCUGACCGGAAGAUACGUGAGAAACUAGAGGCGAUAUUUUGGUGGAUGGCAAUAAAUGGCAUUUCUGAUGAUGUGGCGAUAGAUAUUAUGCAUGGUUUUAGUCAAGGUAAAUUGAAAGAAAACAUUCAUGCUGAAGUGGAUGUGAAUUAUAUGUUCUCUGUUCUUGAAGAAUAUGGGAAAAGCAUUAUGCGGCGCCAUGUCUGCAUGGAGACCUUGAAAAAAGUAAAGGAGCUUCAACAUAUGAACGAUCGUGAAUUGGGAAGGAUCUGCGACUCUCUCAAGCCAAAGGUGUUCGAGGAUAAUGCCAAAGUUGUUGAAGUGGGAAAGCCACUUAACGCGAUGCUCUAUAUUAUAGCAGGCUCUAUGCAGGCGCCAAUUAUGGAUGCUGGAGAAGUAGCUCCAUCAACCUCAUUCCAUACUCUUAAGAAAGUCUGCAUUUCAUUCAUUUGA